Purpureocillium takamizusanense is the source of this 2089-nucleotide messenger RNA. RefSeq names its product Methionine--tRNA ligase (gene MSM1). The record is from RefSeq and is a predicted model, not a curated record. NCBI's taxonomy places the organism in Eukaryota, Fungi, Ascomycota, Sordariomycetes, Hypocreales, Ophiocordycipitaceae. Gene Ontology annotation, biological process: methionyl-tRNA aminoacylation. The transcript has 3 exons. Gene Ontology annotation, molecular function: methionine-tRNA ligase activity; ATP binding. Bases 34 to 2025 code for a protein of 663 amino acids.
CAUCGAACUCUCAAGCUCCAUCGCGUCGCAAAAAUGGGGCCGUUCGGCGUGCGCGCCCUUCGCGGCAUGCGGCCAUCCAGGCCGCGCCUCCCUACGCGCCUCGGAUGGAUUUGUCCGAGUUGCGAGCCACCUCGAGGUCGCCAAUGGCGCUGGAGCAGCUCCGAGAGUUCGCCUGCGACGACCGCGAAGCCAUACUACAUCACCACGCCGAUUUUCUACGUCAAUGCCGCACCACAUAUAGGACACCUGUACUGUAUGGUUCUGACCGACGUGCUCAAGCGGUGGCAGCAGAUCAAUGGCCGAGAAGCAGUCCUGUGUACCGGCACCGACGAGCAUGGCAUGAAGAUUCAGCGAGCGGCAGCCAAGGAGGGCAUGCAACCGAAAGAAUUCUGCGACAUCAAUUCGAACAAGUUCCGAGAAUUAGCGGCGUCGGCCAACAUCUCCAACGACUUCUUCAUCCGGACGACCGACAACGAGCACAAGGAGGCCGUUAGGCAUUUCUGGCUGCAGCUGAAGCACGGCUUGCCAGAGAAGCUCGGGCUUUACAAGGGAAGUCACGAGGGUUGGUACUGCGUCAGCGACGAGUGUUUUUAUCCCGAAAACAUGGUCCAUCCCAGUAUCGUUCCCCAGACUGGCAAGAAAAUCAUGGUCAGCGUGGAGACGGACAACGAGGUGGAAUGGGUCAAGGAGGAGACUUGGUUCUUCCCGUUGACCAAGUACAGGGAGCGACUGCUCAAGUUCUACGACGAGAACCCCGGGUGGAUCACCCCAGCACCCAGGAUGAACGAAGUGCGCAACUGGGUAGAAAACCAGCUGGAGGAUCUGUCCAUCACACGCCCAGUGUCACGGCUAAGCUGGGGCAUACGCGACCCAGACGAUAGCAACCAGACCAUUUAUGUCUGGGUCGACGCGCUGAUCAACUACCUGACAAAGGCAGGCUAUGGCGCCAAGUGGUAUUCCUCCAGCGACGACAUGGGUCUCUGGCCAGCGGACCUGCAAGUCAUCGGCAAGGACAUCCUGCGCUUUCACGCCAUUUACUGGCCCGCGCUUCUGAUGGCUCUUGACCUACCGCUACCAAAGGGGCUGCUGUGCCACAAUCACUGGCUCAUGUCGAACCGCAAAAUGUCCAAGUCACUGGGCAACGUCGUGAACCCGUUCUUUGCUGUCCAGCGCUGGGAUGUCGACCCCUUGCGAUACUUUCUCAUGCGCAAUGGCAGCUUCAGCAAGGACAUGAGCUACUCCAACGACCUGAUCGGCUCCGCCUACGCCAAGGACCUGCAGGCCAACAUUGGCAACCUCUUCUACCGCAUAGCACGCCCCAAAGUUACGGCAAAGUGGUCUACGAAAGAGGCCGUUGAAACGUUUCGCAAAGGAGAUUUUCAAUCCAUGGAGAGCGAUGAUCGAGAUGCUGUUGAUGAGCGGUUUUCCAGUCUAAACAUCCAUCUCGACAUGGUAACUACGGCAUUUUCCAAGGAGAUGGAUAGCUACGAUACAGGCGCAGCUAUCCGGGAAAUCUUCAAUCUCUUGCGCGAGACGAACCGCUAUAUCACCGACACGGAGCCGUGGAACUUGGUGAAGAACCCCGAGCCCGAAUCGCGCGUGCUCUUGAACUGGGUCAUAUUUAACAGCGCUGAGGCGCUGCGGAUUGCAGGCAUUUUGCUUCAGCCCAUCAUGCCAACCAAGGCUACGGAGCUGCUCAACGAGCUGGGGGUGAGGCCUGAUCGACGCACAGUGCAGUACGCAUACAAGGGCAAAGACGACGAAUACGGCACGGAAGCGAAGCCUGGCAGCGACAAAGAACGGAUGAAGAAAUGGGACACCAUCUUCCCGCCGACGCCCAGCGGGACCGACUCGGAUGCGGAGGUGAUGAAGCAAUUGAAGACCAUGCUGCAGUCCAAGACAAAGAACAAGAUGAAUCAAAUGGCCGAACUACUAGCCAUGGAGGCCCGAAUGGGAGAGGACGCAGUCACGAAGCUCCUUGCGGAGACGCACGCAGCGAACGAGAAGCUCAGCGAGUCAAAGUAAACAAUCGCACAAGAUGUAUGACGACACCAGUGUAUUAUAUAUCAAUUAGAACUGUACCAUACGC